AUGGGUUUCCUGGGUGUUUAUACCGCAGUAUAUGAUUACGUUCCGGCAGGUGAGGGAGAACUUACUAUCAACGAAGGUGAUAUCCUCUAUGUGCUAGAGAAGAGCACAGAAGACGACUGGUGGAAAGCAAAGAAGAAGGCCUCUGCAGACGAUGAGGAUGAACCCGUGGGAUUAAUCCCAAGCAACUACAUCCAGGAGGCAGUACCAUCUAGCAAAGCUAGAGCUCUCUACGAUUACACGAGACAGACAGACGAGGAACUAUCAUUCACGGAAGAUGCACAACUCGAGGUUUUCGACACAUCAGAUCCGGACUGGAUCUUGGUCGGCUUCGAGGGAGAGUAUGGCUUUGUACCUGCAAACUAUAUUGAAUUGUCCGAGAACUUAGAAGAGCCCAAAGAAGCACCUGCUCCAAGUCUUCCAAGCCGACCAAGACCACCACCAGCUGCAGUAGAAGAAGAAGUACCGGAGGCGCCCGAGUCUCCUCUAUCACCUCAGUCGCCCGAAUCCCCAGUAGUUGCGACCCCGGCUGCUGCAAUCGCAGGUAUAUUACAUCAGACUCAGCAGAGGAAAUCGUCCGCUCCAGCAGCUCGAGCCCCACCAGAAUUCACCCCCGAAGCCUCCGAUGAAGAACUACCCACACCUACAUUGCCUGCGAGGCCAGUAUCGCAAGUAUCUGUACCCCAGCCUAGUCGAGAGCGGGAUCGAGAGCCUUCCCGGCAUUACUCUCCAAGGCUUCCUGCAUCUCCCACUGGUGUCACCGCAUCCCCUCCUUAUAAUAGAGUAUCUUUCGCCACAAUGGGCGUCGAUACCCCAGAUGAGUCUAGAGCGAGUCGUGUGCCAGGUGGAUUUCACAUGUAUAACAUCAGCGAGAUGGUACACGUAAUGGGCAAAAAGAAGAAAAUGCCUACAACUCUAGGUAUCAACAUCGCUACAGGUACAAUUUUGAUCGCCCCGGAGCAAGCCCGAGAUGGACCAGAACAAACUUGGACAGCAGAGAAAAUGACGCAUUAUUCAUUGGAAGGCAAGCAUGUUUUCAUGGAACUAGUACGACCCACCAAGAGUAUUGAUUUCCACGCCGGGGCUAAAGACACCGCGACGGAGAUUGUGAGUGCCUUGGGAGAACUUGCAGGUGCUGUUCGUGCAGAAGGAUUGAGAGAAGUUAUUGCAGCAGGAUCUGGAUCUGGUCAGAAGAGAGGACAAGUUCUCUACGAUUUUGUGGCACAAGGAGAGGAUGAAGUGGAUGUAAAUGUUGGAGAUGAAGUUGUUAUAAUUGACGAUAUAAAAAGUGAGGAAUGGUGGAUGGUACGGAGAGUCAAGAAUGCGAAAGAAGGGGUUGUUCCAAGUAGUUACAUCGAAGUUGUUGGUACAGUGCAACCACAAAGUUCGGCUGGAAUAAACGCGGGGCGAUCAACCGUUGAACAAAAUAGACUCGAGGAAGCGCGACUAGCAAGGGAGGCCCUGAAGACAGCGAAUAGAGACGAGGUUGAGGUAGGCCCUGGAAUGCGACUACCCGAACGGGGUAGCAGUCUAUAUGCUCGUGACAAUGGUAACCAAUCUGGGCAACAGAAGAGACGAGAUAAUGGCCGAGAAAAUAGCUCUUCGAAAUCUUCGAAAUCCAAACCUGAUCCUGCCAAAGUAAGAACCUGGACGGACCGCUCGAAGUCCUUCAGUGUUGAGGCACAAUUUUUAGCGCUGAAAGACGGUAAGAUAAAUCUUCACAAAAUGAACGGCGUGAAAAUUGCUGUCCCAGUUGUCAAGAUGUCGGUUGAAGAUCUUGAAUAUGUUGAAAGAAUGACGGGUAUAUCCUUGGAUGAAGACAAGCCGCUAUCAGACAUCAAAAAGCAGCAAAAGUCACGAGCAGCUGAAAGACAGCCGAGCAACGGUGCAAGCGUCGGCGCAAGCAUUGAACGUCCAGAGUAUGACUGGUUCCAAUUCUUUCUCUCUUGCGACGUUGCUGUGGGUCUUUGUGAAAGAUAUGCACAGGCAUUCAAGCGAGAUUCUAUGGAUGAGAGUGUUUUGCCUGACAUUGAUGCCACUGUACUUCGGACCCUUGGAAUUCGCGAGGGGGAUAUCAUUAAAAUAAUAAGAUUCAUAGACAAGAAAUACAUGCGGAAAGAUGGGAAGCGAAACAUCAGCCUCGGUGAGGAUGAGGGUGAAGCUGGCCUCUUCUCUGGACCCGGUGGUACAUUAAAAAAUAAUACUCGAAAGGGUCGCCCCGCUCCUGCUGUACAAACUAAUGAUGUGGUGGAUGCAAACGCCUUUUCGCAAAAUGGCACCGAUAAGUCAUCCCCUCAAGGUGUCGCCACGCCCCUUGCAACUGCUCCAACUCCAGCAGGAAAGGACGUCAAGCGAGGAGGGUUUGAUGAUGAUGCAUGGGAUGUCAAACCAUCAAAGCAAGAAGUCACAAGCAGUGCGCCUGUCGAGUCCACACCGGCUCCAGCUCCCGCUCCACAGCAGCCAGCUAUUACUGGCUCGAUGCAAGAACUUUCGCUGUUGUCCACUCCCCUUGAGCCAGUAAAAGCACAGCCGACUGCUCAAACAACACCGCAACCUCAAGGCCCACCUCCUGUCACUCCUUCAAUAUUUGCUGGAAUUGGAAACCAACAAACUGGACUCCCUCAACAGCAACCUGCGCCUUCUGGGCCUUUAUUCCCAGCAAAUUUGGCGCGCCAACGUCCUGGACCCCCUCAAAUGGGAGCAAAUACGACUCUGAUACCACCACUUCCUCCUUCGCGACCUUUAUCAGCUCCUCAAGCUGUGACUGCUUACGCCCCACCUCCACUUCAAGCUCAAGCAACUGGGUAUGGAGCUUUCCAACCUCAAAUUGCUCCUCCUGGACAAAGUCUGCAUGACCUCAAUCAACAACGCAUGCAACAGCAGCAACAGCAAAUGCAACAACAACAACAACAACAACAACAACAACAACAACAACAACAACAACAACAGUUUAUGCAACAGCAAACUGGCAUGAUGCAACAACCUACCGGAUUCAAUCAAUUCAAUCCUGGAGCACCUAACAACUUCCAACAAUUUCCCAUGCAAACAGGCACUCCUCAGCAAUUCAUACCGAAUCAGACAGGUACACCAUUUUCGAACCCUUCAAUACAGCCAUUCCAACCACAACCACUUCAACCUCAAGUUACAGGCUUCCAGAGUGCAUUCCCUACUGGGCAACAAUUCCCUCAACCUACCGGUGUAAACUCAUUCUUGCCUCCUGCCAUGCAACCUCAGCAAACAGGCAUGAUGAAUGGAACAACCAGUUUUGGUGGCCAGAAUUUCUCUGCACCACCGGCUCCACCUGCGCCACAGCAACAUCCAUCUCCCUUAAUCCCUCAAGCGACCGGGCCAGCACCACCAGUUCGUUUUGGACUUAAUGGCACCAACAACAUCGCGCCACAACCCACUGGCAGACGCGCGAACCUCUCACAAGCCACUCCUCAAAAUCCAUUUGGAUUCUAA
Messenger RNA from Botrytis porri, 3459 nucleotides. RefSeq lists its product as uncharacterized. Gene Ontology annotation, molecular function: cytoskeletal protein binding; ubiquitin binding; protein-macromolecule adaptor activity. The coding region runs from base 1 to 3459 and encodes 1152 amino acids. Lineage: Eukaryota; Fungi; Ascomycota; Leotiomycetes; Helotiales; Sclerotiniaceae. The record is from RefSeq and is a predicted model, not a curated record. The transcript is spliced from 5 exons.